Messenger RNA from Dracunculus medinensis (Guinea worm), 210 nucleotides. NCBI's taxonomy places the organism in Eukaryota, Metazoa, Nematoda, Chromadorea, Rhabditida, Dracunculidae. The record is from the annotation of a GenBank genome assembly.
AUGGCAUAUAUGAUACGAGACCCAGUAAAUAAUGCUACAUUCCAGUCGGUGCCUUCGAGAGGUUUUGCGACUUCAAUACGAGUACAUUCGCGAUGCUACGAUGCAUAUCUAGUUAUUGAUGGAAAUGUCGCUUAUAAAUUCAAUGAUGGCACAGAAGCUACAAUGGAGAUAAAUCCGAAGGAUGUAUUGAAAACUGUCGUCUUUCGCUGA